Molecule: messenger RNA, 996 nt
Organism: Penicillium verhagenii
Lineage: Eukaryota; Fungi; Ascomycota; Eurotiomycetes; Eurotiales; Aspergillaceae
Product: MCP1 family protein
Exons: 2
Coding region: 1-996 (331 amino acids)
Biological process (GO): mitochondrion organization; lipid homeostasis
Cellular component (GO): mitochondrial outer membrane
Source: RefSeq, a predicted model, not a curated record
AUGGAGUCCAGAGAUCUCAAACCGGUGGAUAUGGACGCCAAGUCCAUAAUUUCUAUGCAAGAACUGGACCCUUCGCCUUUCAAUGACGACUCCACCCCAGAUGUCGAGUCCGAGGAGUACUUGACCAAGCCAGUUGAAGAUAAACCUCGAAGGGCAUGUGGCUUUCCAGUGCCCGCGCUAGGUCUUCGACCGCAUCGGUGGGAUGCAUUGUUAUCCGGCCUUCAAAAAUAUUCGACAUAUCCUCCGACAGCUUUCUUUGUCCUCCAUUUUGCCAACACCGCUCUUAUCCCCCUCGUGACCCAAUCGGUGCCUGCCAGUGAGCCCUACCUCCUGCUCACGCGACCAGUCUACCAGGCCCCCGGGCUUGAACAUCUCGUCCUUACUCUUCCAAUCAUCGCCCACGUUGUCUCCGGUAUCGCAUUGCGCAAUCUCCGCUCCUCGCGACGGGCAAGGUUAUACGGUGCAGAAACUCGUGCGCAACGGAACAUGCUCUCUUGGUGGCCUCGGAUUUCUCUUCAGGCUCGCUCAGGAUAUCUUGUCGCCCCGCUAAUUGGACUCCAUGCCGUUGUGAACCGUAUAACACCAGUCAUGGUGGAAGGCAGUAGCUCCGGUGUUGGACUAGGCUAUGUAGCCCAUGGCAUGGCGCGCAGCCCCGUAUUCUGGAACAUCUUCUACCUGGUAUUUGUCACCGCUAGCGUAUGGCAUUUCAUUGGUGGCUGGGCAACCUGGAUGGGCUGGCGAGUUACAAGUGCCCGGAAACAGCACACCAGUAAAGGCUCGCUGGAAGGGUUGCUUGGUUAUCCCGAGAAUCAUGACCGCGCAAAGCGACAGCGCAAGAUGUGGUGGAUGGUUAAUGGUAUUGCAGCCGCCGGUGCUGCGCUCUGGCUCGCAGGUGCUCUUGGUAUUGUUGGUCGCGCUGGUGAAGGUGUUGGCUGGGAGGCACAGGGAUGGAAUGACAUGUACAGUCAAGUACCAGUCAUCGGAGAUUGGUUCUGA